GAGGAACUAGCUAGUCAGUAACGGUUUCUGGAUCUCUUGGCUUGAAUUGAAUUUCCCUUGUUAUUAUUGAAUUACCUCAUGAUCUGAUAAUAAACUUAUGUUUGGAGUUUUCAACUUGCUUCGGCCUCUUCAACCAAUCAGCCCUUGUAAGGUCAAUAUCAGACCAGGAAGACCGAUACCGGUACUAAAAUCUUUGAUCAUUUUUUCACCCUCCAGCAUAAGUUUCAACCAAAUUAUAUUUGAGAAAGUUGCUUUACUUUGUUUGGGAGUUUAAAUCACGAGGAUGGAUCCUCCUAAGAGAGCCACUAGGAAGAGGGGGAGUCGAGCCACGACAGUUGCAUCAGACGAUACUGAAGAAAUGUCAACAUCAGAGGCUAGCGUUGCGGGAGACUCCGAUUCCGAUGCCAGUGUCGGAACCCCCAAGAAAGACAAUAAAAGAUUAUCAUCCCAGGCUACAAAGAAGCCUCCGCUCAAGAAAAAAGCCCCUGAAGUGAAGCCUGGCCCCAAAAAUCCCGCAGAAGCGAGAGACUCGCCCAGCCCUAGCAGGCCCAGUAUUGAGGCACCGACUAGAAAUAAUCAAGAGAAAGAUGGUGCGACUGAUGAUGUCGAAAUGGAGGACGAGGAGGAAGAAGGAGGCAUCAGGAUUGGGGACAUUUACUUGCCACCUCCUCCUCCCCCGGCCUGCACUUUCGAUAGCAACGGCCCUAGGCUCGUCAUCACGCAUAUCGAGAAUGACUUCUUCAAGAGCUAUGCCGGCAAACAGGUUCUUGGACCGUUUCAUAAAAGCUUCUCGUCCGUCGUGGGACCCAACGGCAGCGGGAAAAGUAAUGUCAUCGAUGGAAUGCUCUUUGUUUUCGGAUACCGAGCCCAAAAAACGCGUUCGAAAAAAAUUUCGAAUUUAAUCCACAACUCAGAAGCUCAUCCGAAUGUUGAAAGCUGCUCGGUGGCGGUUCAUUUUGAGAAGAUCAUUGAUAUCUCCGACGAUGAGUUUGAAGUGGUGCCUGAUACGAAAUUCGUCGUUUCACGAACCGUCUUUAAAGACAAUUCAUCUUUUUAUCAAAUCAACGGGAAAAGAUGCCAAUUCAAAGUUGUUGCUAAACUUCUUCGGAAAGAAGGAAUUGACUUGGACCACAACCGUUUUUUGAUUUUACAAGGUGAAGUUGAGCAAAUCGCCAUGAUGAAACCUAAGGCAGCAACGGAGCACGACUGUGGCAUGCUGGAAUACCUCGAGGACAUCGUUGGGUCCACUCGCUUCAAAGAGCCGAUUGAGCUACUAUCAAAACGAGUUGAUGAUCUCAAUGAACAAAGAGAAGAGAAACUUAACAGGUUAAAGUUGGUAGAAAAAGAGAAAGAUGAAUUGGAAGGCCCGAAAGACAUCGCUGUGACUUUCAUCAAAAAAGAAAAUGAGAUCACGCGCACGAAGAACAAGCUGUAUCAAGCUUACAUUAACAGUUCCAAUGCUGCUAUCGCCGACGCUCAGGAAAAGAAACAGCAGAUAGACGACGGGUUGAGUGACGUCAAGAAGAAACUGGAAAAGCUAAACAAUUUCAAAGUCGAGAAAGAGACUGGUAUGAAAACGCUCCAGGUGCAAUUAGAGGAGGUUAUAAAAGUGCGAGAAGCCAAUGACGCCAAGUUCAAAUUAUUAGAUACAGAAGACAGUAAACUUCAAGAAGAGCUGAAGCACAAGAAUUCAAAGCGCAAAAAGAUAAUAGCUCAGCUCAAAGUAGAGCGGGAGAAACUCGAGGAGCUGAAAGCACUUCCAGAAAAGAACGAAGCUAGCAUACAAGAGUGCCAGAAGCUCAAAAGUACGCUUGAAGCGAGCCGCACGAAAGAGGAAGCUGCUUAUGCCAAGGCUAUGGAGUCGCUGAACUCGGAGACUCAACAACUACAAGACGAAAAAAAUAAGCUCGAAACUACGCUUAUUGACUUGCGUAAGGUCGUUGAUGAAACAAAGAGCGUCGUUGAUAUUGCUCAGUCUGAACUCGACAUUUAUCUUAGCACGGAGCGUAAUGAAAAGAAAAAGUUGGAUCAAAUUACAUCAUCUAUCGAAAAGGCUAAAGAAACUGUCCAGACGCGCAAAGAAGAAGUUGCUAGGCUGACGAAGUCUAUUCCUGAAGACGAACAUAAAGUAACGAAGCUUCAGAGAGAUCUUCAGCGAAUGGUAGGAGAACUCAAAGAUGUCGAAGAACGACUUAACUCUGAAAGAAUAAAGCUAGAAGAAACCCGCAGCGCCAUGCAGUCUUCUCGAUCGCGAGGUCGUGUUCUCGAUGCAAUCAUGGAGCAGAAACAAAACGGCAACAUUCCUGGUAUUUUUGGCCGUCUCGGCGACCUCGGGGGUAUCGAUGCCAAGUACGAUGUUGCGGUGAGUACCGCGUGUGGCCCCUUGGACAACGUUGUUGUGGACACUGUCGAGACCGCACAAGCUUGCAUUAACUAUCUGAAGCGAAGCAAUACCGGAAUUGCAACUUUCAUUGCUCUCGAUAAGAUGGAAAAAUGGCGUGAAUACACUAGAAGGACCAUUCAAACUCCGGAAAACGUUCCACGUCUUUUCGAUCUAAUUCGUGUGAAUGAUGAGCGCGUAAAAACUGCAUUCUAUUUUGCGAUUCGUGACACUCUAGUGGCCAACGAUUUGGAUCAAGCUUCACGAAUUGCUUAUGGUCGUGAACGUCACAGAGUUGUAACUCUCAUGGGAGAUCUCAUUGAACCUACAGGUACAAUGUCCGGCGGAGGGAGGUCAGUGCUCAAGGGCCGAAUGGGGAAGGACGCUCAAGCUGUGGUUACUGUUGACCCCGCCGAGGUCGCCAGAACAGAAUCGCGCGUUGAAGAAUUGCGGCAAAGAUUAACAGAACUGCGCCAACAACGGACGGAGUCUGAAAACGCGCUUCAGAAGCUCACUAGAGAUUUAUCCUCGAUGAAAGUAAAUCUUGAUAAGUACAAGAUGGAGAUCGAGGGCAGCAAGCAACAGCUGGCCUCUCUCGAAAAGCAGCGGCAAGAGCAAGAGAAGAAAGUUGCAGCGGUCAAAUCCGAUCCCGCGAAAGUAAAGAAAAUGGAGGCUGAUAUUGAGAAGAAAGUCGAGGCUUAUACUGAAGCUGCUGGCAAGGCCGAGGGUGUGGAAGCCGAGGUCUCGAGAGUAACCAAACAGAUCUUGGCCAUCACGGGGGGCAAGAUGAAGACCCUCAAAAAAAAUCUCGAUGAAAUAAACAAGAAACUCGAAAAGCUCAAUGCCGAAGUUUCAAAAUUGACUGUCGCGAUUAAGACAGCUGACCGCAACACAAAGAAGACGGAGGAUAAGAUCAAGACGAUGGAGACAGAACAGGAGGAAGCUAUGGCAGAACUACUCAGCAUGACCAAAAAGCGCGAAGAGAUUGAGAAGGAGGCUGGUGAAGUCAUGGAGAAAUUUCAACAGAAAAUGCAAGAAGAAGAACAACUUGUCGAUGAAAUUUCUGCCCUCAAAUCCGAUUACGACGAGAUCGUCAAGAAGGAGAACAAGAUCAAGGCGAGCAAAAUUGAAAUCGAUCAAGAGAUUGAGAAGUGCGACAGCAUCAUUAAGGAGGGAAAGUCCAGGAUUGCGCACUGGAAGAAAAAGCACUCACGCUUGGAAUUACAAGAAGUUCCUCUUGCAAAAGAGGGUGAAGAAUCUCUUACUUUAGAAGAGCUCACCCCAGAGCAGCUGCUGGAGCUUGACAUCAAGAAACUGGAGUAUGACCUGGAGUAUCUGGAAGAGAAUAUCGCUCAGUCCAGACCGAAUCUCGCUGUUAUUCAAGAAUACAGGAAAAAGGAGGAGAUUUACUUGCAACGCGUGACGGAGUUAGAUGAGAUCACGGCUAGCAGGGACGACCAGCGCCGCCAUCACGACAAUCUGCGCAAGCAGCGCCUGAAUGAGUUCAUGGCUGGCUUCAGUAUCAUCUCUAAUAAGCUUAAGGAAAUGUACCAGAUGAUAACUCUCGGCGGGGACGCUGAACUUGAGCUCUUAGACUCGCUAGACCCCUUUAGUGAAGGAAUCGUUUUCAGUGUGCGGCCUCCCAAGAAGUCCUGGAAGAACAUUACCAACUUGUCUGGAGGAGAGAAGACGCUGUCGUCACUUGCUCUUGUCUUUGCCCUGCAUUACUACAAGCCUACGCCCCUCUACGUGAUGGAUGAAAUCGAUGCUGCUCUCGAUUUCAAGAAUGUUUCUAUCGUUGCCAACUACAUCAAGGAACGCACAAAGAACGCGCAAUUUAUCAUCAUUUCUCUGCGGUCGCAAAUGUUCGAGCUCGCGGAUCGCCUGGUUGGCAUCUACAAGACCUACAACUGCACCAAGACUGUUACCAUCAAUCCUGGUCUCUACGAGAACCCUGCGCCGCCAUCGUCUAAGAGCACUAGUGGUGCUGUGAUGAUCGAAUCCCUGAAACCCGUUAAUCCCAUUGCAUCUUAAUUGGGAGAACACUUGGGAAAAUCUAAAACAUUUCUGAUUUGUGAAAUAAAUAACCUAAUUAUCCGAUAGUACAUACUAGUUUUUGAUUGAUUCCAUAUUCCAGAAUACCCGGUUAAUCCCAUGGCAUCUCAAUUGGUAGAACGCUUAUGAAAAUCCAAAAUAUUUCUAGUUUGCGAAAAAAUAACCUAAAUAUCUGAUUGUUCGUACGAGUUUUUGAUUGAUUUCAGGAUUCCCGGUUAAUCAAAUGGCAUCUUGAUUGGAAGAAUACAUGUGAAAAUCCUAAACAUUUCUGGUUUGUGAGAAAAUAACUAGUGGUACUACUGAUAGUUCGCGCAUUUUUUUUUCUUGUAGAUUGCCUGUUAACCGUUAAAUCCUAUUGCAUGACGAUUAGAAGAAUGAGAAAUCGGAAUCUGGCGGGUUCAAUUUACGAUAUUUUGAAUAGUUUUGUUCAUCUUUAUUUUUUAGAUUAACAUAAGGAAUGCAUGGAAAAUUAAUAGGAAUGCUUGCAAUUGAAUGGAGAUUUGAAUAAACUUUUCCACCGAUUCA
Messenger RNA from Hyalella azteca, 4960 nucleotides. RefSeq names its product structural maintenance of chromosomes protein 4 (gene glu). Gene Ontology annotation, cellular component: chromosome. The transcript has 8 exons. NCBI's taxonomy places the organism in Eukaryota, Metazoa, Arthropoda, Malacostraca, Amphipoda, Hyalellidae. Gene Ontology annotation, molecular function: protein binding; ATP hydrolysis activity; ATP binding. The coding region runs from base 284 to 4414 and encodes 1376 amino acids. Gene Ontology annotation, biological process: mitotic chromosome condensation. The record is from RefSeq and is a predicted model, not a curated record.